Messenger RNA from Pollicipes pollicipes, 996 nucleotides. RefSeq lists its product as uncharacterized. The coding region runs from base 182 to 955 and encodes 257 amino acids. The record is from RefSeq and is a predicted model, not a curated record. The transcript is spliced from 5 exons. Lineage: Eukaryota; Metazoa; Arthropoda; Thecostraca; Pollicipedomorpha; Pollicipedidae.
GACGUCAGUUCUGGGUAGCGUUAGGCAGGCGAAUCGUUGGAUGAAUGCAUUCCGGUCUGUGCUACGUCGUGAAUUACUUGUGCGCUCUGGUGUUCCGUACGGGUCUACGCGAGCCGUACGCCUGAGGGCUACAGAUCCGGAGGGGCUGGCGUAGUUGACCUACGACCCUGCUGACCUCGACAUGGCCGCCAAAGUGCUGAAUCGGGACCCGUUCUGUUCCGGCUACAUAGACAGCUUUGGCACGUGGAACAACGGGUUCGCCUGUCCGAAGCUGGAGGAGGAACCCAUGUUCUGUUGCGGCACCUCCACCUACCGCUACUGCUGUACCGACGGCGGUGAGACAGACCCGGUCGCGGUCAACCCUAGUGUGCCGCUGGUUCUCGGCGUGGUGUUCGGGACACUCAUCACUGUGGUGCUUGUGGUCAUCGCCCUCUGCCUGCUCUGGAGGUCGUGCCGCGCCUAUAAAAAGCAGCGGGGUGCUGGGGGCCCGGCGUACCGGAUGUGCUCGUCAUCGACGUCUGGCGGCGUGGCCAACAUGUACAGCUACUCGUCGGCGUCACUGGGUCGGCGGGACGGCAGGUCCGGUCGCCAGGAACUGGAGAACAUGCUGCAGGACGUGGACGAGGUUGCCGUCACCAGGCAGAGCCGGUCCAGCAACCUUAACAACACCCUCACGACCUUCACCUCAGACUGCAGCAACAGAGUGUCGUCCACGGACUCGGUGGGCACCAGCUCGGUGUCGACGAUGACCGACAGUGAGCGCCAGCUGUUUAUCGAACAGGCGCCCAGCCUGCCGCCGCCGUACCAGCUGGACUGCGAUCUCGGUGUCCCAAAGGACAAGUCGAGGGUCGCGCCCUCUCCGCUGCUGUUUUCGUUGGCUGCUGCCUCUGCGAGCACCGCCGAGCCACGAGGGUUGCCCUACGACGGCGACCUCUGCGCCUCCACCAAGCUCUGAGGCAAUCCAGCCGGAACGCCCCACGCGAAACGACGCGUGCC